GCUUGCGCAUUAUUUAGUGCUCCGUUCUUGGAUGCACGCUUGCCCCAGUUCACGACUGAAACGGUCAAACCUGGAGCUGCUGACGCUGCUUAUCUCACAACGACCACUGUUUAUUUGGAUUUUACUGGCAAGUCAAGCCAUGGCGUCAUUUUUCUCCGGCCCCUACAGCUAUAAGAAAGUAAUAGGAUCUCUUCGACGUUUUUCCUCUCUUAUCUGUAUAUCACGUGUCGAUGUAUACCUGGCUGAUUAAGCUCUACUCUUUUCUUGGCACCAAAAAUUGAAGUGAUCUGCUCUGGUGGCGUGACGGAUGCAAAUUGAUUCACUAAUAGCCAUCCUUCUUAGACAAGGCCAUGGACAUUUGUUCUACUUCUUAUAGCAAGAUACGGUUGCCAUCUGCAACUAUUUGGCUCUUUGCUCUUCUUUUUCUCUUACUUCAGAAUGCUGGAGGAACUUUUUCUGUUUCCAAUUACUUGAUUGGCCUUGGAAGCUAUGACAUAACUGGGCCUGCUGCAGACGUUAAUAUGAUGGGAUAUGCAAAUAUUGAACAGGUCACUUCUGGAGUGCACUUCAGAUUGCGAGCUAGAACAUUUAUUGUGGCAGAACCUCAAGGCAACCGUGUAGUAUUUGUAAAUCUAGAUGCUUGUAUGGCCUCGCAGAUUGUUACAAUUAAAGUACUUGAGAGAUUAAAGGCAAGAUAUGGGGAGCUUUAUACAGAGCAGAAUGUUGCAAUUAGUGGAAUUCAUACUCAUGCUGGGCCCGGAGGCUAUCUCCAAUAUGUUGUAUAUAUUGUAACAUCACUUGGAUUUGUUCGCCAGUCCUUUGACGUCAUUGUUGAUGGUAUUGAGAAAAGCAUUGUACAAGCUCAUGAAAAUCUUCGGCCAGGGUCAAUUUUUGUAAAUAAAGGAGAGCUAUUAGAUGCUGGUAUAAACCGUAGUCCUAGUGCUUAUCUCAACAAUCCUGCGGCAGAGAGAAGUAAAUAUAAAUAUGAUGUUGAUAAAGAAAUGACCCUCAUAAAGUUUGUAGAUGAUGAAUGGGGCCCCAUUGGUAGCUUUAACUGGUUUGCAACUCAUGGAACUUCUAUGAGUCGUACAAACUCAUUGAUAAGUGGAGACAACAAAGGAGCUGCAGCACGAUUUAUGGAGGACUGGUAUGAACAUAAUGGUAUUUUGGAUCAUUGGGAUAGUCAAUCUGCCAAUAAAUCUGGAACUGAGAGAAUCCCUCGAAGAGUCUCAGCCAUUAUCCCUAACCUUCAUGAGAAAUGUAAGGAGCUGAUGGAAGUUGCUGCCUCCUUUACGUCUUCUCAGGGCCAACCUGCAAUGAGGCUUUUGAGUGUUGCGAAACGUGUUAGGAAUGUUUUGAGGCAAGUGGAUAGACCUCAAUUUGUAUCAGCAUUCUGUCAAUCCAAUUGUGGUGAUGUAACGCCGAAUGUUCUUGGUGCAUUCUGCAUCGACACUGGAUUACCUUGUGAUUUCAAUCACAGUACCUGCAAUGGAAAGAAUGAACUGUGUUAUGGCCGAGGCCCAGGUUAUCCAGAUGAAUUUGAGAGUACACGAAUCAUUGGAGAAAGGCAAUUCAGAAAAGCUGUUGAUUUGUUUAAUGAAGCAACUGAGCAGCUGAAAGGGAAGGUUCAGUACAGACAUGAAUACGUGGAUUUCUCAAACCUUGAGGUCUCACUGGGCAAUAAGGUGGUAAAAACAUGUCCCGCUGCCAUGGGCUUUGCUUUUGGUGCAGGAACCACUGAUGGGCCUGGCGCUUUUGAUUUCAAGCAAGGAGAUGACAAGGGCAAUGCUUUCUGGGAGUUGGUAAGGGAUGUUCUCAAAGCACCAAGCCAGGACCAGAUUAAUUGUCAGCGUCCAAAGCCUAUUCUGCUUGAUACUGGUGAAAUGAAGGAACCAUAUGACUGGGCACCCUCAAUACUUCCAGUUCAAAUCUUGCGGAUAGGGCAGCUUGUCAUUCUCAGUGUCCCUUCAGAGUUUACUACCAUGGCUGGCAGACGUCUCCGUGAUGCUGUCAAGAUGGUGCUCACUUCUGGGAGAACCAAAGAAUUCAACAGCGAUGUCGAUAUUGUCAUUUCUGGGCUGACAAAUACUUAUUCACAGUAUGUCACCACCUUUGAGGAGUACCAUGUGCAGAGAUAUGAGGGAGCCUCCACCCUUUAUGGUCCACACACACUCAGUGCCUACAUUCAGGAGUUCAAGAAACUAGCUGCAGCUCUCAUUAGUGGUCAACCUGUUAAGCCAGGUCCACAGCCCCCAAACCUCCUUGACAAGCAAAUCUCUUUAUUGCCACCAGUUGUUGUCGAUGCAACUCCUCCAGGAGUGAAUUUUGGAGACCUUGUAAAGGAUGUUCCUUUUAAUUCCAGCAAGAAAAGGGGUGACAUGGUCACUGUCAGCUUCUGGUCCGGUUGCCCAAGGAAUGACCUUUUGACUGAGGGCACAUUUGCACUGGUUGAGAUUCUCCAGGAACAAAAGACAUGGAUUCCAGCGUAUGACGAUGAUGACUACUGCCUGCGGUUUAAGUGGUCAAGGCCUGCGAGACUUAGCCCUUACAGCUAUGCAACUAUAGAAUGGAGAAUCCCACAAUCAGCAGUUUCUGGGGUAUACAGAAUAAGACAUUUUGGCGCUGCAAAGGCACUUUUUGGGUCAAUUCGCCAUUUCACAGGAUCUUCAAGCGCCUUCGUAGUGACAUGAAGAGGUAGCAAUAAAUAUGUAAUUCACAGCCGAUAGCAACAGCGAUACUUUGGAUUCGAUCAACCAUAAGAAAAAUACUUCAUAUUUGAGUUUGAAAAUGAAGAGGAAAGCUAGUCGAAGGGAAGUAACAUAUGUUUUAAGAUAUCAUGUUAUGUAGCUCAUGGGUUUUUCUUGCUUAAACUCAGUAUACUAGGGAUUCAAAACACAAAAUAUGUGGUGAGAUUCACGUU
Hevea brasiliensis (rubber tree) is the source of this 2920-nucleotide messenger RNA. RefSeq names its product neutral ceramidase 2. The coding region runs from base 351 to 2690 and encodes 779 amino acids. Gene Ontology annotation, biological process: sphingosine biosynthetic process; ceramide catabolic process; long-chain fatty acid biosynthetic process. The record is from RefSeq and is a predicted model, not a curated record. The transcript is spliced from 10 exons. Gene Ontology annotation, cellular component: extracellular region. Gene Ontology annotation, molecular function: N-acylsphingosine amidohydrolase activity. NCBI's taxonomy places the organism in Eukaryota, Viridiplantae, Streptophyta, Magnoliopsida, Malpighiales, Euphorbiaceae.